Molecule: messenger RNA, 1803 nt
Organism: Daktulosphaira vitifoliae (grape phylloxera)
Lineage: Eukaryota; Metazoa; Arthropoda; Insecta; Hemiptera; Phylloxeridae
Gene: Polr3C
Product: DNA-directed RNA polymerase III subunit RPC3
Exons: 1
Coding region: 327-1790 (487 amino acids)
Biological process (GO): DNA-templated transcription
Cellular component (GO): RNA polymerase III complex
Molecular function (GO): single-stranded DNA binding
Source: RefSeq, a predicted model, not a curated record
UUUAUAUUCAAGGAAUUUACUAGUUUUAUUGAAUAAAUGAUCAAUCCCUUUUUUUGUAAUUAAAGCAAGCAUAUGAGAUUUAACACACUUGAAGCUUUUUAUAUUCGAAUUUGUAGCUUAAAAUUACGUAAUUAAAAUAAUAUUUUAUCAUGGUAUUGGUUGAUCAUAGGGCUAAUAACAAAGUAGUAUCUUUAAGUUAUCAUUUUGAUGUUCUGUUAUCACUAAUCGGGUAUUGAAGGCGAGUCAAAUAUUUAAAUUGCAUACAAUAAAGAUAAAAAUUUACUUUCCGAAGAUAAAUUUUUGAAUUUAUUACACAAAUAGUUGAAAUGUCUUCAGAUUAUUGUCGUAUUUGUUCAUUUAUUUUGCGUGAUUAUUUUGGUCAAGACGUUUCUGAAAUAGCAAAACCUUUACAAUGGGGUCAAAAAUCUUUUACAACUUUGUCAACAAUUUUAGCUGAAAAAUAUUCCAAGUGCAUGGUUCAAGAAACUCUUCUAGUGUUACUCCAGUUCGAUUUUAUAUCUGCUAUAUGUAAUGUUCAUUCAAUACAAAUAGAGUAUAAAUUAAAUAUGUAUAAUAUACUUUUGAUGCUAAGAUAUCCAAAAUAUGUAUCUAUAAUUAAAAGAAAAUUUAGUAGUAUUCAUACAGAACUUGUCCAAACCUUGCUUUGCAUUGGCAGAGCAUCAUUGUCGAAUAUUGUACUUACAUGUUUAAAAAUGCAUAAUAUACCAGAUGAUGCUUUUGAUAAAUAUUGGGAAAAAGGUGUUGAAUUAAUAAAAUAUGAAUAUUUCAAGAGAGUACCAACAUAUGUUGUGUGGACAGAAGUAAAACUAAACAAAAUGUUUACACCUCCUACAAAAAAUCAUAUUGAUGAAAAAAAGAUCCUCUAUGCACCAAAUUUUAAUAAAUUCCAUUUAGAUAUUAGAAAUAAAAUGAUUAUUGAUGCUGUUGUUAGGACAUUUGAUGAUACUAUUAUUGGAGAAGUCAUGAAAACUAUUUUAAGUCAAUGCAACGAUAAUUUGUCUCCAGUUUCAAACCCUAUUCCUUUACAGCUAAUUAGAAGUAAUUUAAAUGUGGGUAAUAAUUAUUUACUGGAAUAUAUAACUAUGAUUGAAGAAGAUCCUACCAAAUUUUUAUGUAAAUCAUAUGGGGCAAUGUGUAAUAUUACUGUAAAUUUCAAGCAAAUAAUUAAUUGCCUAAAUGAUUCAAUAAUUGAUCAAAUUGUAAGUUAUAAGUUUGGUGAGAGUUCUGCAAGACUUUUUAGAGCUACUAGGGCUAAUAAGCUUUUAGAGCUUGAACGUCUUCAACAAGCAGCUUUGAUACCAGACCGGGAAACUAAAACAUUAACAUCAGAAUUAUUUAUGAAUAAUUAUCUCCAAGUACAAGAAUUAAAAAAACCUAAUACGCGUAUUGGUAGAAAUGAUGGAAAGUCAUUUUAUUUAUAUCAUUUAAAUGACCGUCAAUUACAUCAAGAACUAACUGAAGAAGUACUUAAGAUGAUUGGAAAUUGUAUGGUAUGGAAAUUUAAAACUUGUGAAGAUAACAGACGUUUAUUAAAAAAUAAAGCACGUUUUGAUGGAAUGGUACAAGGAUUACAAGAUAAACAAGAAGCUGAUAAAGACUUUUUUGAAGAAGCUAUGGAUAAUUUAUUUUCUCCGAGUGAAAGAAUAUUACUUGAUUCUAUAGGUAGAUUGCUUCGAAAAUGUCAACUUAGUAUUAUGCGCUUAGAUGAAUGUUUAUUUUUAUUUUACAUCUAUAAGCAUUUUAAAGAAAUUAAUGAAUCUAAUAAAUAAAAAUUUUAUAAUA